AUGAAUGCAAUAUUUGGUGUAGGUUUACUGCACUUUUUAGCUGAAGUCAUUUCAGCUGAAUUAUACUGCUAUUCAUGUACAAGUGCCCAAUCAGGCUGUGGUGAUCCAAUAGAUGUUCGAUUAAUGCAUUGGAAAAAAUGUACUGGUCGAAGAUUGAUUGAGAAUUACUGUGUUAAAUUAGUUCAGAAGGUUGAAGAUCAAAUCACUGUAACACGUGGUUGUUUAAGUGAUCUACUAUUGAAUACACAAUAUCGUUUAGAUAUGCCACAACUUCGUCGUCAUGGUUACUGUGUAAAUUCACGGGAUUAUCAACAAUAUUUACUUGGAAAAUUAAAAGGUGAUGUAUUAGCUGAAACAGCUAUGGGAUUAUUUAAAGAUAAAAAUAUGAAUUUUAAACGAUUUUGUUAUUGUAAUGAUUGGAAUGGAUGUAAUCAUGUAAAUAAAUUGAAAGUUUCAUUGGUUUUUGUCCUAUUCAUUACAUUAAUGACUAUGAUGUUGAAUUUGUAA
Messenger RNA from Trichobilharzia regenti, 507 nucleotides. NCBI's taxonomy places the organism in Eukaryota, Metazoa, Platyhelminthes, Trematoda, Strigeidida, Schistosomatidae. The record is from the annotation of a GenBank genome assembly.